Messenger RNA from Fundulus heteroclitus (mummichog), 5204 nucleotides. RefSeq names its product interleukin 1 receptor accessory protein-like 2 (gene il1rapl2). The record is from RefSeq and is a predicted model, not a curated record. Gene Ontology annotation, biological process: signal transduction. The coding region runs from base 1139 to 3310 and encodes 723 amino acids. NCBI's taxonomy places the organism in Eukaryota, Metazoa, Chordata, Actinopteri, Cyprinodontiformes, Fundulidae. The transcript is spliced from 18 exons.
UCCUUCUCCUGUCCUCCCAUCGGUCUGUGUGGACAAGCCAAAAAGAAGCGGCUCCGCGCUUUGCGCAUCUCCUUCCCCGUUCUGCGAGGAGGAUUGCAGCUAGAUUUAUUUCAGGUGGACUUGUUUUUUUUUUUUUUUUUGGAAAUCUUUGGUAUUUUGUGGACAAAACGGGAUAACAUUCGGUGGAAAACAGGGGGAGGCUGAGUCCCCUCCUUGGUGACCCCCAAGGGAGGUAUUGGAGGAGCAGAGAAGUCAAGAAAGGAUGGAGAGUUCACUUUCAAGACAUCUAAGUUAUUGAUAGCGUUCUACAGCUGGACUGAACUGUGUAUGAAUGAUCUGAUUGGUUGUUUGGAUAUCGGAAAUUAUCAGGAGGAGAACUUGGAAGGUUUCAGCCGAAACCUGCGCAGCAGCUUGCAGCAAACUCCACCUGCGCACCCGAACUGAUUACCUGAGAAAUGACCGACCCAAACCGAUAACUGUCUCGGUGUUUGAGAAAGAAUGACUCAAACUUCAAACACACGGUGUGUUUGACGUACUUUUCAGGUGAUCGCCGCAGAUUAAACAGUAUAAAAAGAUAGUUUCCCCAUUCACUGGCUUCUGCUUGGAAAUAUUUUCCCACUUUAAACGGUUUCCGGGAUUCCAGACUGGAGAUUGGAAGUUAUUUUUGGUCGCGCAAAGUAGAGCGACUCCUUCCACGCCACAUCCCGGACAGGGACAGGAGGAGCGCAGAGGGAGCGCACAAGGUCGCUGACUCACGUCCUCCGUCCUGGAAGUGAGGAGCGGGACAGACGGAGGAGAGCGCAGCGGAGCGGAGGGGGGCGCGUAACUGCGGUUAACUGGAGCGGACUUCAGCGUCUCCGCAUCUUGGAGGAAGAGCCAUGAUCUGAUCCCGUCUGCAGCCACUGAGGCUGGUAACGUGUCACUGAGUCUAACUCGCAUCAUUUGGAAAAAGGGAGCAGAGGAAGAGAGAACCUUUUAAAAAAAUAUCAGUCAAUGAUGUUUUGCGACUAAAACCAGAGGACAGAGUCAGAGGUGGGAUUAUUUCUACACAUUUUUCCUAUCAGCACUGGGUCAUCUGUUCCUCUUGGAUUCAGGAUUAGUUCCAGCGAAGCGUCAGGUGCCAGUGGAGAAUAGGGAGAUGAAGACGCUAUCUCUCCUUUUCCUUCUCCUCCUCUUUGCUUCGGGAGCCUGUGACGAUGUCAAGUACAUCACCAAGAGAAAUUCAGUGGAUGGAUGCAUAGACUGGUCGGUGGAUCUGAGGGAGUACCACGUCCUGGCCGGCGAGCCCGUUCGGGUCAAAUGUGCCUUGUUCUACAGCUACAUAAGAACCAAUUACACCAUGGCCACCAAUGCCAAGCUGCGCCUCAUUUGGUACAAGAACAAAGGAGAUGCAGAGGAGCCUAUCAUCUUCUCCGGUCACAGGCUGAGUAAAGAAGACGACUCCAUCUGGUUUAGAUCCGCUGAACUGGAAGAUAACGGAUUCUACACUUGUGUUCUGAGAAACUCAACAUACUGCAUGAAAGUGUCCAUGUCCAUGACUGUGGAGGAGAGCGAUGAGGGGAAAUGCUUCAGCAGCAAAAUCCGGCACCUGGAGAAGGCCGAGGUAACCCACAGCAAAAUCAUCACCUGUCCUGAUAUAGAAGACUAUCUGGCUCCCUACAAACAGCCGCAGAUGACCUGGUAUAAGGAGUGCGAGCGAGUGGAAUGGAGAAGCUCCAUUACUGUUAACACCACACACGUUUGGAUACCUGAGGUGGAGGAGGGCGAUGGGGGGAACUACACAUGUGAAUUGCAGUAUGGAUCCAGACUGGUGCGACGGACGACGCAACUCAAAGUUACAGCCCUGCAGACCACUCAGCCUCCCAAGGUCCUUUUUCCUCCAGAGAGACAAGACACGGUGAUAGAAAUCACACCCGGUAUGCCCCUGAGUCUGGAUUGCAAGGCCUUUUUUGGCUACAGUGGAGAAAACAGGAAGCCCAUCAUCUACUGGAUGAAAGGAGAGAAGUUUGUGGAAGAGCUGGCGGGACACAUUAAAGAAAGCGAAGUCGUGAUCUUGAGGGAACAUUUAGGGGAGAAGGAAGUGCAGCUGUCCCUGACGUUCGACGCCGUGGAGGAGGCAGAUCUGGCUAAUUACACCUGUUAUGUUGAGAACCACAUUGGGAGGCGCAGCGGGAGUGCAAUACUGCAGAAGAAAGAUAUGUAUCGCCUGGAACUAGCGGGUGGUCUCGGGGUCAUCCUGCUGCUGCUGGGCAUCCUGACCGCUCUGUAUAAGUGCUACAACCUGGAGAUCAUGCUCUGCUACAGGAGACACUUUGGGAGCGACGAGACCGAAGACGAUAAUAAGGAGUAUGACGCCUAUCUGUCCUACACUAAAGUGGACCUGGACUCCGUGGGCAGGACGAGCAGCGACGAGGAGACCUUUGCUCUGGAGAUCCUGCCGGACGUUCUCGAAAAGCAUUACGGAUACAAACUAUUUAUACCCGACAGAGAUUUAAUACCCAGCAGUACCUACAUUGAGGACUUGGCACGCAGCGUGGAGCAGAGCAGACGUUUGAUCAUCGUUUUGACUCCGGAGUUCGUUGCCAAAAGAGGAUGGAGCAUUUUCCAGAUAGAGACCCGUCUCCACUCCAUGCUGGUCACAGGAGAGAUCAAGGUGAUCAUGAUAGAGUGUGCAAACCUGAAGAAUGUCAUCAACUACCAGGAGGUGGAAGCACUGAAGCAUACAAUCAAGGUCUUAUCUGUUAUCAAGUGGAGGGGUCCGAAGAGCAAUGAGCUGUCCUCGAAGUUUUGGAAGCAGGUGAUCUAUGAGAUGCCAGCUAAACGCAGAGAGACUCUGUCCAGGCGUCAGGUAAUGGACUCCGGUGAACAGGGCCUCUUUGGUGACCUACAGACCACUGUCUCCACUAUUGCCAUGACAACCACCUCUGCCUCACUAGCGCCCCCUAAUGAGAAUCGCCAUGGCCAUCAUCAGGUUGCCUUAGCAACGGAGAUCCCUGACUACAACCAGAUGACCUUGCCGCUGGGAGGGGGUCACACUGCUACAGCAGCCCAAAUGCGGCACUUCUGCCGCAGCUAUGAGUUCCAGCUUCCCCCACAGCCCUCUUCCAUGUCGCCUCCCCUCCCGCCUCCCUCCACGGUGCAGUUCUCUACCCUGGGCCCUGGGGGGCGCCAUGUGUAUUGCAACAUCCCUAUGACGCUGCUGAACGGACAGGUGUCUCAGAGCAGUACGCUUGGGAAGAAGCCAGACCUCCACCUGAACAGCACCUUCGUACCGCUCACCAGCAGAGAACUAAGCUCUGACAUCUGGUAGACUGGUGGUUCAGUCGGUGCCCACUUACGGACCAAUUUGCAGACAGAUUCUGGUGGAUUGCUUGUAUACAGCUGGAUUUCGUUGGGGGUUUUUUGACUUUGUACAGACUCGGGAGCAAGACUGAGGACUGCUAUUGAGUCAUCUCUCAUACCACGCCAUGAACAAAGAACCUUACACGCAGUGGUUGAGGCAUGUCUUGAAUCUUCUUAAUUGUACUGGACAAAGACAAAUUCUAAGAACAAUCCCCCUCCAUGCCAGCAUGGAGGGAACAUGGCUGCAGACUGACACCAACUGGAAUCGCAAAAGACAACCACUGGAAGGGAGUGCUGGCUGCUGCUGACGGACCAACGUGCCCCGCCGGGCGUAGAAAGGCUGAGUUUUUAGACGGAAGCAUGGAUAAAAGUAGUAGAAAAGGGUUCUGAGGUCCUGAACAAUAAGUAUGUAACAAAUUUGGGCCUCCACUGUUUUGUCUGGGCAGCUGCCAAGUUGUAUCUCAGAGCACAAAAAAAAGCUUCUCAAUCGAUGGUGGUCCUCACACCAGCCGUUGUGGACACCAGUUGAUUCGGAGGCUACUCAAGGUACAGAGGAGUCCGUCCACUGAAAUCUGUCAUUCUUUCCCUGAAUGUAGGACAGUCCUAGGGAAAUCAGUCUACCUGUUGACUACUCUAGGUGUUUUGGGAAAAUAAUCCACCUUAAAACAACAAGUCAACCUCUUGAACCUCUGUUCUCUAACUCGCUACCUGGUUUGGCUCCCAGGAACCGAGCUGGUUGACUUCGAAAUGUCUUUUAUACAGUGUAAAACCGUUAACCAAGACAGCAGACGUUUUUUCUAGGAAACAUUCAAAUGGAAAUAGCUAACUGAAAGGCGGGUUACCACUUGAACUAAGACCGGUGACCGUCCACCAUCACCUCGUGCAGCGGCGAACUCCAAGCGCGGUCAGCUCCGAGAAGCGACCGAUCAUCUUCUACCGCCAGACUGAAUCGUGUUAUGGACUUGGCUUUUUUUCUAUUUGCAUGACCACCCAUUUAGAUACAAAAAGAGAAUCUAAUAAACAUAGGUAAAAGUAAAAAAAAAUAAUAAAAAAAACACAAUCAUUUGUUGCAGCCUUUUUUUUUAUGGAGUCUAAAGAACCUGUUGUGUUGCUACAGUAUGUUUCGUUUGCCAUGGCGUGAUGGUAAAAACUGACAAAAAGGGACAAAAGGAGGCGCCCCUCCGAUCUUCAUUUUUUUUUAUAUAUAUAUAUUUAUUUCAUCAUGUUUAAUUUAAUAGUUUUAUGGUCUUAGAGGAUCAACAGUUUUUUUGUUUGUUUUUUUUCACAAAGCUCCGUUCUUACUGUUUGUUUGUUCCAACAAUCUAUGUAUAGCUUUCCUUACCUACUGUAUAGACCUUAACAUGACAGUGAUUUGUUCUCUUCCAUUAGCAGCUGCAUUAAGUCCAUAUGUUCCAGAGGCGUUUUUGUUUUUGAGCUCUUCCUCUGUUAAUGGAAUGAUCAUUGGCUCGACCCUACUAAUGGACUGACGUCUUCAACUCCAGCGCCACCGCUCCGCCGAAGCGGGGCCCCAUCGCUGAAGCCGCUCUUAACUCCAAGCUGAAUCAGACAUUCUUCUUUUUGAGCUUUAAAGGAACUAGAUUAGACCGCAAUAUUUAGGCAAUGUGGAUAAUGUUUUGAAUUCACACAAAGGUACCGUCAUUGUCUUCUUAGAACCAAUGAAAUCCUGGACAUUUGAGGUUGUUUGAUACAAUAAUUACUUAUAUGAGUUGUUUUAUUCGAUGGCAAUAUACAGUAUAAUAGUUGUUUUUAUUAUUUCUGCUAAUUUCUUGGACUAUUCUUUGAAUAUAUUUGUUGACAUUAUUUAACUGAGAGCAAAUAAAAUGCAUUAGUUGUUUUAUAUA